AUGUUUUUUUAUUAUUUAUUAUAUGGAAAUAAUUUAUUUAUAUUAAACAACUUAUAAAGUUAAAAAUAUAUCUAAUAGAAUAAAAAAAUAUUAUAAUUAAUUAAAUAAUAUAACAAAAAGAAGGUUAUUAACUUAAAAAUCAAUCAAUAAUCGUUACCUUUAGCGGAUUGGUAUAUAUCGAGAUUAAUGGAUAACGAAGAUUAUCAUUUCAAAUUUAGAUUUGUUAUUUUAGGAGAUAAGUCAGUAGGCAAAACUUCACUCCUGGAGUCAAUAACAUAAAAUUACGGGAAAAUUAUGGAAUAAGAGCAAAGCGAUGAAUUAAAUAUGAAGACUGUAGGAUACAUGGAUGUUGAUAAGCUUUUCAAAAUAGCUUAUUGGGAAAUACCAGGAUAAUAGCGCAAUUAAGAUUAUUUUUAUAGGUACUGCUUAGGUGCAUCAGCUGCUAUAUAUAUGUUUGAUGUUUCAAGAAGGUAAACAUUUGAAAGAAUAGAAACUUGGAUUUAAGAGAGUGAAAAAUGUGAAAUACCCGUUAGAAUAUUAAUUGGAAAUAAAGUAGAUUUAUAUGCUAAUACAAAAGGCGCUGUUUCAAAGAGUGAAGCUGUGGGAUUGGCAAAAAAAUAUGGAAUGGAAUAUUUUGAAACAUGUUCAAUUGGUGAUACAUCUAUUUCCUUAGUUUAUGAUUACUUAUUUACUACUAUUGUUGAUUCUAUCCCUAACCCUCCUACUCCUCAAUCACUUGUUGGCAAGGGAAUUCUACUUGGUAAAAGACUGCUCAACUCUUCAAAAUAUUAGUUAGCCUUGUGUGAUAUUGCAUCUUUAUAUGAGUGA
This is a messenger RNA of Tetrahymena thermophila SB210, 828 nucleotides long. Its product is annotated as ADP-ribosylation factor family protein. Gene Ontology annotation, molecular function: GTPase activity; GTP binding. Gene Ontology annotation, cellular component: endosome; Golgi apparatus. The transcript has 9 exons. NCBI's taxonomy places the organism in Eukaryota, Ciliophora, Oligohymenophorea, Hymenostomatida, Tetrahymenidae. The record is from RefSeq and is a predicted model, not a curated record.